GCGCGGAGCAGAUGCUGCAGUGAGAUGCCAGAGCGGCUCCCCUUCCUCUGUGCCUUGGGUGCCUAUAAAUUGCUCCGGCGCGCGUUUGUCAGCCUCCUCUUCUCCUGGCAGGUGGUACCCGGGCAGGAUUCUGCGUUCAGUCUCUCUCGCGCUCCGCUCCCGGCCGCCAGGCGCUCGCCGCUGCUCACUGGCUCCUCCGCUCCAGCCCCGAGCCUCGCCGCGCUGACCGUGCCCGCCGCCGCCGCCGCCGCUCCGCGCACCCGGGGGGCGGCCGGCCCGAGCUCGCGGGGGGCGGGGGGGGUGCGCCUCUCUUAGGGUUGCCGUGGCGGUGGCGAAGGAGGGGGAGACAGGCAGCGGAAGGGCGAACCGAGCCAGCGAGAGAAGCCGAGGAGGAGGCAGAAAAAGGCAACUUCAGACGGAAAGUUGGUGCGAACUGGCGCAGUCGGCAAAAACGGAAAAGUCGAUCGCAGGCAGCGGCCGCAUAAAAGUGUGAGCGGCCCCGGGCGGCGCGAGAGGCGGCGGCUGGCUCUGCCCUCCGGGUGGCCGCGCCGGCGCCCGAGGCGCAGCCACAGGUGCCAAGGGGCUCGCGGGAGGCGAGAGGGCGCCCUGCGCGCCCCUCCCCCAGCCCCCACCCCCCAGCCCGGGACUUCAGCUCAAGUCGCCUGGCGUCCGAGCUCCCUCCCCAGCCGCAGCCUCAGCAGGGGGAGCGGGAGCAGGAGCAGGAGCAGGCGGGGAGCGGCCGGCGCGCGCCCGCCCAGGGGAGUUGGGGUUCGCAGGGGGUUGUUUUCGGCUCUGAGGAGGUCCCCGCCCAACCUUCAAAAUUUUGUCCAAAAGCAGACAAGAGGAUCGCCCCGCGCUGAGCCGGCUGGUGGGCAGCAGGAGGCGCCUGAUCGCCGCCGGGGCGCUGGGGGUGGUGAUGGUGCUGCUGCUGGUUAUCCUCAUCCCGGUGCUGGUGAGCUCGGCCGGCACGUCGGCUCACUACGAGAUGCUGGGCACCUGCCGCAUGGUCUGCGACCCCUACGGGGGCACCAAGGCGCCCAGCACGGCCGCCACGCCCGACCGCGGCCUCAUGCAGUCCCUGCCCACCUUCAUCCAGGGCCCCAAAGGCGAGGCCGGCAGGCCGGGGAAGGCGGGCCCGCGCGGGCCCCCCGGUGAGCCCGGGCCGCCGGGUCCCGUGGGCCCUCCGGGCGAGAAGGGCGAGCCCGGCCGCCAAGGCCUGCCGGGCCCGCCCGGGGCGCCCGGCCUGAACGCGGCCGGGGCCAUCAGCGCCGCCACCUACAGCACGGUGCCCAAGAUCGCCUUCUACGCCGGCCUCAAGCGGCAGCACGAAGGCUACGAGGUGCUCAAGUUCGACGACGUGGUCACCAACCUCGGUAACCACUACGAUCCCACCACGGGCAAGUUCACCUGCUCUAUCCCGGGCAUCUACUUCUUCACCUACCACGUCCUGAUGCGCGGAGGGGACGGCACCAGCAUGUGGGCUGAUCUCUGCAAGAACAACCAGGUGCGUGCCAGUGCCAUUGCCCAAGACGCCGAUCAGAAUUAUGAUUAUGCCAGUAACAGUGUGGUUCUCCAUUUGGAGCCAGGAGAUGAAGUCUACAUCAAACUAGAUGGCGGGAAAGCACACGGAGGAAAUAACAACAAAUACAGCACAUUUUCUGGAUUUAUUAUUUAUGCGGACUGAUAACGCAGAAACUAAGCUUAUUAUUCUGAGUUUGGACACUGGAUUCGUAUGGCUGACGUCACUGAAUCAAGGAUCCCAGGGGAUGCCGGUUGCGGGGCACCUCAGUUGUGUAUAUGUGGGGAAUUCAAAUGCUACCUGACUCACAUCUGUAUACUCAGAAACAUUCUGUAAAAAAAAAAAAAAAAAAAAAAAUUAAAAGCAAGAUAAGCAGAUGUGUUAUCCAUUACCGCCAAAGCAAAUUCUCCUCCUUAUUGUUAGUGUCCAUGUGAAUGAAGUCCUAUAUAGAUCACAAAUUUUUAUAGAAAAAUCUAAGACACUGAAUUAUUUCUCCAAUAUCUAUGAUACUUUGGUGUUCUGUGACCCUGCUGCUUUGAUCCAUAUAUCAGCUUUGGUUCUUGUGAGUUUACCUGCUUCUGAUGAUACUUGGAGUCCAUUCAUAGUGUGGGGAGAAUGAUCUUACCCUGCAGGAGAAGGUCUAAUUGAAAUAAUGCUGCUUGUCCCCAAAGAAAUUGUUUGCCUUGUACUUUUGUUAACUUUAGAGCUAGUCCUGGGAAUGAUUCAACUUCAAGCCUUAACCUGGAAUUUUCUGGAUUUGAGGGAAUUCCCAAGCCUAUGAUCAUUUUCACAUUUCCUUUUUCUUGUGAAUUUUCUUUUCUCUCCUUUCUGGUGAUUAUCUUUUAAAAAUGGAGAUCGAAAUUGUAUCAUAGGAUUACCCUCUAAGUGUGCAAACGUGUAAUUAUGUGUGGUAUUUAGAAAAUCCCCUGUGUGUCCAUUUUGUCAAUAGAAUGCGUUUAGAUUUACUUAGAAAGUCAGAGAAAUUUAUUCUUUGGUGUUAAAUCAGACUGAGGCUUUUGCUUUCUUUGGAACAAAAGAUUAUUCAUAAACCCAAUGCACAAAGGUUUAAUUUGAGCUACUGCAUGGGUCACCAAGGGGACACUAAGUAAGGCCUUCAAAUAGUUACUACAAGUCCUGGCCUGAGGUUAUUUCAAAAUGAAUAAUUUCACGUAUAACCAAUAUGACAACAAAGUGUAUAUAUUUUAUACCAGUAUCUGCUACAAAUACAUGUAUUUGUGUGUACACGCACACACAUAUGUUAGAGGAAAUAUAUAUAUGGCUUCAGACCAUAGUCACAGUGGCUGUAUAGCCUCAAAAACUUAAUUAAAAAAAGUAUGUGUAUAUAUACACACAAACACGCAAAAAUUAUUUGACUUAUUUUGGAUCGAAAUAUAUUUUGGAUUACAAAAGUGUAUGGAAUAGCAAAACAAUUGAAAUGGCUUCUCUUUUACGAGCUACCCAGAAACGUAAAGUUUAUUAGGUUAAAAUGCCCUAUACGUCACAUGUCUGUAAAUUAAGCCUACGGCUUCUUUAUUACCAUAUGCCAAUCAAUAUUCCCACCGCAUUCUGUGUCAGACUGUUAAUAUUAGGACUGCAGAAACGGGUGGCUCUUUUUUGCAAUGUCUAUGAAUUAUAUGCAUUUGAAUGAUCACUUUUUUCUUUUUUCUCAGGUGGAUUAAAGCUGACAGUAAAGUAGA
Messenger RNA from Neofelis nebulosa (Clouded leopard), 3216 nucleotides. RefSeq names its product complement C1q like 3 (gene C1QL3). Gene Ontology annotation, molecular function: protein binding. Bases 917 to 1684 code for a protein of 255 amino acids. NCBI's taxonomy places the organism in Eukaryota, Metazoa, Chordata, Mammalia, Carnivora, Felidae. The record is from RefSeq and is a predicted model, not a curated record. The transcript is spliced from 2 exons.